This is a messenger RNA of Soboliphyme baturini, 219 nucleotides long. Lineage: Eukaryota; Metazoa; Nematoda; Enoplea; Dioctophymatida; Soboliphymatidae. The record is from the annotation of a GenBank genome assembly.
GGUGGACGUCUUGAGGCACUAACAUUUCUGUACGAAAACGGUGGUGACAUGAGGGCGGUCGAUAACUUCGGCCGAACGGCACUUCAUGUGGCGACGAUCGACCGCAGUUUCAACUGUGUUCCGUUUCUGAACAGUGUCUGUGACUCGGACGUCAUGGACGUCAGCGGAAAAACGGCACAAGACUACUUGUGUCAUCGAUGCCUCAUCGACAGCGUAUGA